AUGGGUCCUAAAUUAUUGAUACUGCUGGCUGUCACCCUUAUCCAAGGUCAGCUGAGUUUGGCCAAACCUGGCCACAAGGGCAGCAAAAGCAACAGCCACAGUGAGGAAGAUGGAGUAAUUAAGGAGUGUAACGUGGCCCCGGAAGACAGAAGAGACUGCGGCAACCCAUGGAUCAGCGCUGACGAAGGCGCCAAGAGAAGAUGCUGCUUUGACUCCAGCAUCCCUGAGGUUAACUGGUGCUUCUUUUCUAAGGACCAAGAUAAGGCUCAGUGCAGCGCCAGCCCCAAAGAGAGGAAAGACUGCGGAUUCCUGGGAAUAAGCGCCAAGAAUUGCUAUUCCAGAGGCUGCUGCUUUGACUCAAGUUUCCCCGAGAUCAACUGGUUUCUCUGGCUUUUCUUCUCAGUUCAAAGGGCUCCAAAAUUAUGUCUCCUAGAAAUGGAAAGAUGCCGCGCUGGCUAUGGAGGUACUCGGAAGGACACAGGUGUUGGGGACCAGCGUAUAAGUCCAGCUGGUCGGGAAGAAGCGUUCCGAGAGAAAAAGGACUUCUUCCAAACAGCUACUGAGGACAAAGAGGAAUGUGGCUGUUAUUCACACCUGUGGAUUUCAUGGUUAUUGCUUGGAUCACAGAAACGUACAUUUACUGCCAAAUCGGGGAACUGGUUGAAAAAAACACAUAAUGUUUCCAAAAAACUCAGAAACAGAUGCAGUAGAGUAAUUGCCCCGAAGGGAUGUAAGGUGGCCACGGACGACAGAAGAGACUGCGGCUACCCGGGGAUCAGCGCCGCAGAAUGCGCCAAGAGAAGAUGCUGCUUUGACUCCAGCAUCCCUGAGGUUAAGUGGUGCUUCUUCUCUAAGGAGCAAGAUAAGGCUCAGUGCAGCGCCAGGCCCAAAGAGAGGAAAGACUGCGGAUUCCUGGGAAUAAGCGCCAAGGAUUGCUAUUCCAGAGGCUGCUGCUUUGACUCAAGUGUCCCCGAGAUCAACUGGUGCUUUUUCCCUCAGUUCAAAGGAUGCAAUGUUAGUCACAAACUGAGAAAUGACUGCGGGUAUCCCAACAUUAGCGCCAAGGACUGCUACUCCCGAGGCUGCUGCUAUGACUCCAGUAUCCCUGAGACCGUCUGGUGCUUCUAUGGAUACAAGUAA
Molecule: messenger RNA, 1140 nt
Organism: Bufo gargarizans (Asiatic toad)
Lineage: Eukaryota; Metazoa; Chordata; Amphibia; Anura; Bufonidae
Product: integumentary mucin C.1-like
Exons: 10
Coding region: 1-1140 (379 amino acids)
Biological process (GO): maintenance of gastrointestinal epithelium
Source: RefSeq, a predicted model, not a curated record